AUGCCAUCGUUCCGAAGCUCUCGCCGGGUAACUGGUUUGAAAGACAGCGACUAUGAUCACGAGAUCAACCUGGUCAACCACGACGAUCGCGUAGCUUCGCCGAGUCUCGAAACCCCCCAAGACGGUCCUCGCGCAUCGACUGGGUCACGAUUGCUUCGCGACGAAGACCAAGAGGAAGGGAACGAAUCGAGUCAAGAAACAAGCCGUAAUACAAACGGGAAUCCAGAUGACAAUCCCGUUUCUUCCCGGGAAGCAAUAGGUCAACAGCCAAGUCGGUUAUCCCAAACAAGGGAGAGGCGGAAGAUCCCAGUGCUAGAGCCUCAAACCACGGCAGGGACCGGGGCACCCUCAAUCGAAGUUGAAGAACCUACGCCGCACGAGCCUCCAAUAGCAGUUCGGAAUGCCAGCCGCAAUGAUCGACCAGCAACGGCAGAGAGAGAAUCUGCCAUCGAUGUGCUAUGGGAGAACGAGAGAGGCUGCAUUUGCUGCAGGGUGGCUCUUUUCUCCGGCAAGGCGCUUGGCAACCUCGACCCAUCGCCUUGGACGAACCAGUUUCACAAGACGAGCCCGACAACAACCAAAACAGCCCAGGUUCCCGACCCUACAUGGGAGUGGGCGUGGCCUGAAUGGAGAGUUCACCGGGAGGAGGGCGUUGCAAUGGACGACUUUGGAUGGGAGUACUCGUUCAUGUUCUCCAAGAAGUUCUCCUGGCACGGUCCAAAGUGGUGGAAUUCUUUCGUCCGCAGGAGAGCAUGGGUUCGGAAGCGUGUUAAGAAGAAGCCCGAAGACGUCUCGGAAGAUCCGCACAUGUUGAACUCCGACUACUUCACAGUCACGCCUGCCAAUCACAGCCGCUCCUCUAGUGUAGCCGGCAGCCGUCGAGAAAGCAUCAGCAAGGCCAGCAUGCAAACAAGUAUCGCCGAGGAGAAACCAGACAUUGAGGACGUUUGGACGCUCAUGGCAGUCCUGCGGGCUUCGCGAAUCGACCGGGAAAAGAUCGAGGCCGUUGAGAAUUACCUCGCGCAUGCCAAAGACAACCUCGAGCACCUGCAGGAUGAAAUGCACGAUAUUAUGGGAAUUUUUGUGUUUCAGGCCUCGCGGAGGCUGCUACUGAGCCGUUUGACCCAGAUCUACGACGAGGCCAUCGCCGCCGACGGAAAGGAAGACGAGUCAGGAGAGAUGGGGGAGAGAAAGAAACACUUGGCUGCUGCCAUCAAGCAUGCCGACGAGGAAGUCAAGAGACUAUCAUACUGGAGCGAUGUCAAAGGACUCGCGGAGAAUGGCGAAGCGAAACACGCAGUCGAAGAAGGCGAAGGCUGGAACGAGAGCUGGCAAGGCGUUGAUCAGAGCGGACCUGCACACGCGAACUCAGGCGCCCUGCCUGUCUCGGUCAACAAGUAA
Molecule: messenger RNA, 1401 nt
Organism: Colletotrichum karsti
Lineage: Eukaryota; Fungi; Ascomycota; Sordariomycetes; Glomerellales; Glomerellaceae
Product: meiotically up-regulated 65 protein
Exons: 2
Coding region: 1-1401 (466 amino acids)
Source: RefSeq, a predicted model, not a curated record